Episyrphus balteatus (marmalade hoverfly) is the source of this 2151-nucleotide messenger RNA. RefSeq names its product kelch-like protein 4. The coding region runs from base 164 to 1963 and encodes 599 amino acids. NCBI's taxonomy places the organism in Eukaryota, Metazoa, Arthropoda, Insecta, Diptera, Syrphidae. The record is from RefSeq and is a predicted model, not a curated record. Gene Ontology annotation, molecular function: protein binding. The transcript is spliced from 2 exons.
CAAAAAAUUCAGAAAUUCUUCGUCGCCAUCGCUUGCAGAUUGCACUUGCACCUGCACACCUGGUCUAUAGGUGAUUGCAUUUUUCCCAAGUAAAAUCAAUACUUGACAAGUUUUUCGGUCUCGAUUCCAUUAUUUAUUUAUUUUUACUUUCAAUUUACUAUAAAUGCAGAGUACAAACCUCGAAGAACUAGUAGUCAUAACAAUAAUCGAUUUAUUUCAAAAAGAUCCAAAAACAAUUAAAUAUUUAUCCUACAUCCCACAGCUUUGGAAUUAUUUUUACACCAUGGCUGAACCAGACGAUGAAUCCAAUAAAAAACAAACACUCAUUUGUGCUGACCAUGAAAAAAGAGUCUCUGCCGAAAUACGCACUUUCUAUGAAUCCGGUGAGUUCUGUGAUAUUGUUUUGAUUGCCGGAGUCGAUGAUUUCCGACUGCCCGCUCACCGAAUGAUUCUCUCCGCUUCAAGUGGCUAUUUCCGGACAAUGUUCCGAAGUAAUCUUAGCGAUGCCAAAGCUCCAGAAAUAACCCUUGAACAAUGGGAUGGGGAAACGCUUAAAUCUAUUGUUGAUUUUAUGUACACUCCAACAAUUGAGAUAAUGAAUGAAAAUGUUGAGAAUGUUUUGAGGGCGGCUGAUUUUUUUCAAGUUAACUCUUUAGUGACAUCAUGUUGCACUUUUAUGAUGCAACAAUUGGACACUUGCAAUUGUCUGAGAGUAGUAUUUUUUGCAGAGCAACACAACUAUUCAGAGUUGUUAGAGAAAGCUCUAGCAUUUACACAUUUAAAUUUCGAGCAAGUCAGCAAAGAACAAGAGUUCCUUGAGAUGACCGAUGAACAAUUGGCCCGUUUUUUAGCUAGCGAUGAAAUUCGGGUGUCUUCAGAGAAAUCUCUGCUUCUAAGUGUUGUCGAUUGGAUAAAACAUGAUGCAGACAAUCGACAAAGUUCGGUUUUAUCCCUUCUUAAGCUUAUUCGUUUUCCUUUGUUGGAAGCAAAGCAUAUUGUUGAAAACCGGGAAUAUCUAUGCAAGUCACCAGAAUGUCAAACUGUUGUCCUAGACUGGCUACAGUAUCUCUUGUCCCCUUCAAGUCAUAGUCAGUUUCCACAUGCCCUAACCAUACCUCGAAAAUCAUGUAAAAAACUCUAUUUCAUUAGUGGAUGGGACAAUACAUCCAAAUUCAAUGUUCAAAAGUUUGACUAUGAAAGAGACGAAUGGAGUUCUCUUGAAUGGCCACGUCCCAUAUUGCGAAGAAAAUUCUUUGCCGCUUGUGUAAUAGACAACUUGCUGGUUCUAGGCGGAGGAGAUAGUGGAGGCAGGUCUACAGAUGAAGUUGAAUGCCUAGAUUUGCAAACAUUGAAAUGGAGUCGUUUGCCACAGAUGUCAAUGCCACGCAGAUGGUUCGCCUUGGCCGAGCUCGAUGGCCAUUUGUAUGCAAUGGGUGGUAUUGAUUCGAAUUGGACCAAUUCCGUGGAAAAAUAUAAUUUCAAGACAAACACAUGGACAGAAAUGCCACCAAUGAACUCUCAACUUAUGUACACGCAAUCGGCAGUUGUCGAUGGAGUUUUAUAUGCAAUUUGUGCUGAAAAUCGUGGAUUAGAAUGUUACGAUCCACAAACUAAUAAAUGGUCAAGAUUACCACCUAAAAAUGAAUUCUCAGCACAAUAUGCAUUGGGUGCUGUUGGAGGAUAUUUGUAUGCUGUUGGUGGUCAUUAUGCUGAGGGUAGAUCGAAGACAGUUGAACGAUUUGAUCCGAAAACUCGCAAGUGGACGAAAGUAGCUUCAUUGAAAGUGGGUCGUUCGAGAAUAUCGGUAACGGCAUUUAAUAAUAAAUUGUUUGCAUGUGGUGGACAUGAUGGAAGGGAGUUUUUGAAAAUUGUGGAAGAAUAUGAUCCAGAGACUGAUAAAUGGACACAAUUGGCUUCGUUACAAAAUGAAGGCGAUAGUUGUUCACAUGUUUUGGCAAUUUAAGUUAGUUAGUUUUUUUGUAUUAAUUGAAGAGGUAAGAAUUUUUAAAGAAAACUGCAUUUUUUUAAAAAUCGUUUUCGGAUGAGAAUCGUAAAAAUUGUAAGUCCAAUUAUAAAUAAAAUAUUUAAAAUAAAUAAUAAAAUUAAAUUAUGAAUAAAUUUAAUGGUAGACAACCUUUAUAACACUGUAAA